Messenger RNA from Teleopsis dalmanni, 1691 nucleotides. RefSeq names its product ribonucleoprotein RB97D-like. NCBI's taxonomy places the organism in Eukaryota, Metazoa, Arthropoda, Insecta, Diptera, Diopsidae. Gene Ontology annotation, molecular function: RNA binding. The transcript has 6 exons. The record is from RefSeq and is a predicted model, not a curated record. Bases 83 to 1456 code for a protein of 457 amino acids.
CAAAUCUCCAUCUUGUUAGAUACCGAAAAAUUUUUCAUUGAUACAAUAUUGUUCGAGGAGUAAAAUUAUAUAUAUUAUUAAAAUGCAGAAGUUUAAACGUGAAGGCACAAGUGAAGAAAAUAUUCCUCGUGGAGAAGAUGAUAUUUGCGAGUUGGAGCACUUACGCAAAUUAUUCAUAGGCGGCUUGGCACCUUAUACCAAUGAAGAUUCCUUGAGGAAUUUUUAUGGUCAAUGGGGCAAAGUAGUUGAUGUUGUCGUUAUGCGAGAUCCAACGUCGAAACGUUCACGAGGAUUUGGGUUUAUAACAUAUACUAAGUCGGCGAGCGUCGACCAAGCCCAAGACAAUCGACCACACAUAAUUGAUGGAAAAACUGUUGAAGCUAAACGAGCACUGCCACGUCCAGAACGCGAAAAUCGUGAAACUAAUGUUUCUGUUAAGAAGCUAUUCGUAGGUGGAUUAAAAGACAACCAUGAUGAAGAAUGUCUACAAGAAUAUUUUUCACAAUUUGGUAAUGUCAUUUCAAUUAAAAUUCUAACUGAUAAGACGACAGGAAAACGUCGUGGUUUUGCUUUCAUUGAAUUCGAUGACUACGAUGCCGUUGACAAAGCUGUUUUACAAAAAACUCAUUCCAUCAAAUAUGUUGUUGUUGAUGUUAAAAAAUCUGUAUACAAUCUUGAGCAACAAAAUCGUCAAAAGAACGCUGCCAAUGCUGCAGCACAAGGAGGUAAGAUUAACAACAUGCCAGAUCAAGUACCUGGCUAUGGACCACCACCUCCAUCAGCGAUGCCACCUUAUCCACAACCACCAGCACCACAAAACUACAAUAAUAAUUACUGGGGCCCACCACCACCAAAUAUGCCACCACAACAAUACGGUGGUUAUCAACCACAACCUGGACCUCCAAUGAAUAAUUGGAAUUAUCCUCAACCAUGGAAUGCUGGUCCACCACAACCAGGUCCACCCCAACCUGGACCACCACAAGGUGGUCCACCACCAAAUUGGCAACAAAUGCAAUGGGGUACACCACCAGCACCUGGACCUGGCCCUGUUCCACCAGCAGUUCCUCCAAAUGCUGUACCACCACCAGCACAAAAUUGGAAUCAACAAGCUGCACCACCAAAUGCUCCGGUACAACCACCACCAGCAAAUAAUGUACCUCAACAACCACAGCAGGUGCCACCACCAAAUAAUUUUGGUAGUGGAUAUCAACAAAAUUAUGGCGGCGGCCCUACUAAAGGCAAUAUGAAUGCAAACCGUAUGAAUCCCUAUGGUGGCGGAUCAUCUAACAAUAACUAUAAUGGUAAUAAUGGUCAACCACCAUCUAAUAGUGGUUAUGGUAAUUACUCAGCAUCCGGAAAUAAAUCUAAUACAUCAAUAAAUCAAGGUCAAGGCAAUAAAUCUAUGCCUAAUGGAAAUGGCCAACAGGCAUCAACAACAAAUAAAUUUAGACGUUAAAAUUUAUUUAUUAAUUUAAGGUAUGUGCAACAAAGCUCAUUGCAUUAGAAACAAAAAAAGAAACUAGUUAUAUAAAUGCAGAAAAAAUCACAGAUUCUCUAUUACAUUUUCAAGUUAAUACCAAACAGGGGACAGGACUAUGUUUCAAUUAAGUUCUCUUUAUAAAAUAUGUUAUAAUUAUAAUUAUAAAGCAUUAUUGAAACGUAUAUUGACAAGUAAUAUAAUAUUUUAAGUU